AUGCCAGCCCCGAUUGAGUGCGAGAUCUCGGCUGGCCAAGCAAGGCCGAGGAAAAGAGAGAGAGCUCGGUCAGAGGAUCCACUCAAACCGGGCUUAUGUCGGACCUUCUUCCUCUUCCACCCCUCACAACUGCUCUCCCCAGCCUCGCCUGCUCAUCACGGAACCAUGGGCUCCCAGAAAAUUCGAAUGGGACACUCGAAUCGAUUUUGGUAUAAAGCCGGCCCCCUUCUGGCAGUGUCUGUAUCAACCAUCUUCCCUCCUGCUCCCCCCCAUCGGAAGCUUGAAUAG
Puccinia graminis f. sp. tritici CRL 75-36-700-3 is the source of this 288-nucleotide messenger RNA. RefSeq lists its product as uncharacterized. The coding region runs from base 1 to 288 and encodes 95 amino acids. Lineage: Eukaryota; Fungi; Basidiomycota; Pucciniomycetes; Pucciniales; Pucciniaceae. The transcript has a single exon. The record is from RefSeq and is a predicted model, not a curated record.